This is a messenger RNA of Suillus bovinus, 435 nucleotides long. RefSeq lists its product as uncharacterized. The record is from RefSeq and is a predicted model, not a curated record. The transcript has a single exon. The annotation marks the transcript as partial. Lineage: Eukaryota; Fungi; Basidiomycota; Agaricomycetes; Boletales; Suillaceae.
UUUUGUCGCAAACUCCGAGUUGACCCCAAUGUUUUCAUUGAACUUGUCAAUAAAAUCACCCACUAUCCAGUUUUCUACAAUAAUUCUAACAACACACAAUUACCUGUUCCUGUUCAGCUGGCAAUUUUUUUGAAUGGUGCCGGCCACUACAGAAACACAGCAACAGCUGAAGAUAUGGGUGACUGGGCAGGUGUUUCAGUCGGGACAGUGUAUAACUGCUACCGGCGUGUUAUGAUUGCAAUCUUGCAGCACCACGACAAUGUUAUUCACUUUGACCCACUGGAGGCUAAAGACCAAAUUGAGAUAGAUUGUGCGAAGGACUGGGUAGAAGAGCAUACAUGUUCGGAAUGGUGUGGUGGAUUUUUGUGUGUUGACAGCACACCCUUCAAUGUUCACCAGAAGCCGGGAUGGCACAGAGAAGGUUUCUUUGACUGA